Rhododendron vialii is the source of this 1534-nucleotide messenger RNA. Its product is annotated as putative 12-oxophytodienoate reductase 11. The coding region runs from base 171 to 1277 and encodes 368 amino acids. Gene Ontology annotation, molecular function: oxidoreductase activity; FMN binding. Lineage: Eukaryota; Viridiplantae; Streptophyta; Magnoliopsida; Ericales; Ericaceae. The record is from RefSeq and is a predicted model, not a curated record. The transcript is spliced from 5 exons.
CACAGAACGUAUGUGAGUGCGUAUGCAUUGACAGACUAGCUAAUUAUACGUUACUAUAUAAGUGGUCGUCCAUGACCAUGUACAAUGAGAAGAACCCAGUGACCAGUUAACCAGCUCUGAUAGACCAACUCACAGAGAAGAAGAAAUCCCGGGGGAAAUUACAUUUGAAAAUGGCAGCCAACACAAUCAAUCCGAUUCCUCUCCUCACUCCAUACAAGAUGGGAAAAUUCAACCUCUCUCACAGAGUUGUUUUAGCACCAUUAACUAGGUCUAGAUCUUACAACCACGUCCCGCAGCCCCACGCCAUAUUGUAUUACUCUCAACGGACAACGGACGGAGGCCUUCUCAUCACUGAAGCAACCGGAGUAUCUGACACUGCCCAAGGGUACCCAGAAACGCCUGGAAUUUGGACCAAAGAGCAUGUGGAGGCAUGGAAACCAAUCGUGGAAGCUGUUCACAAGAAGGGUGGGAUCUUCUUCUGUCAAAUUUGGCACGUCGGCCGUGUCUCCACUUACGGCUUUCAGCCUAAUGGUCAGGCUCCGAUCUCCUCUACCGACAAGGGAGUGACUCCUGGCAUUGACGGAGUAGAUUGGUCCCCUCCUCGACGCCUGGAAAUCGAUGAAAUCCCGCACAUUGUGAAUGAUUUCAAGCUCGCUGCUCGCAAUGCCAUUGAUGCUGGAUUUGACGGAGUUGAGAUCCACGGAGCAAACGGGUACAUGAUCGACCAAUUCAUGAAAGACCAAGUGAAUGACAGGACAGACAAAUACGGCGGGAGCUUGGAAAACCGGUGCCGCUUCGCCUUGGAAAUAGUAGAAGCAGUUGUAAAUGAGAUAGGAGCAGAUAAAGUUGGAAUGAGACUGUCCCCAUUUGCAGACUACAUGGAAUCCGCUGACUCGAACCCUGACUCCCUGGCCCUCUACAUGGCCACUGCAGUCAACAAAUUCAACCUUGUCUAUCUCCAUGUCAUAGAGCCAAGGAUGGUGAAAAUGGGGGAAAAGUUUGAGACUCCUCACAGCCUUGGUCCCAUGAGGAAUGCCUUCAAGGGUACUCUGAUUGCUGCUGGUGGGUACAACAGGAGCGAUGGUAACAAGGCUGUGGAGGAGGGUUACGCGGAUCUGGUGGCGUUUGGACGCUUGUUCUUGGCUAACCCAGACUUGCCUAGGCGGUUUGAGCUCAAUGCGCCGCUUAAUAGGUACAACAGGAGUACUUUUUACAUUCCUGAUCCGGUUAUCGGGUACACGGAUUACCCUUUUCUGGAAGAUCAUGUCCCUGCUUAGAUGGCUAUUGUGAGGAGUGGAUUGUUUGAUAAUCAGUUUGUGGUUUUAUUUGUUUCCUCAUUUCUUUGUAGUAUUGGUUUUACAAAUAAGGGGCUGGAGAAGUUCUUUUUGUAACUUGUGCACUGCUAUGUUGUUGUUGUGACUGCAAAGGAGGAUAGCCCAAAGGCAGAAGCGGAGGAAGAAAAGUACUUUGAAGUGUGUGAAUGUAGCAUUCAAUAAGCUUGAGUAAAUAUGCAUUGCUGUUUUUCUUUUCAACA